This is a messenger RNA of Lycium barbarum (goji berry), 2204 nucleotides long. RefSeq lists its product as uncharacterized. The transcript has 2 exons. The record is from RefSeq and is a predicted model, not a curated record. Gene Ontology annotation, molecular function: zinc ion binding. Lineage: Eukaryota; Viridiplantae; Streptophyta; Magnoliopsida; Solanales; Solanaceae. Bases 1538 to 2119 code for a protein of 193 amino acids.
CCAUUUACAUAACCACACCCAUACACACGGCUAGAACACCCAUCACACAACCCACUUCCAACAUGCUAUAUUUCAUGAUUUCCAUCCAUAUUAACAUACCACAUUGUGCACAAAACAUUCACAACUCAUAAAGCAAGAGAAAUUCUUACCUUUCUUCUUUACUCCACCAUUAGGCUAGGGUUUGAAAUCCACAAAUUUGAUGGCUUGCUCGCUCCAACGACACUUCCACGUUACUUAGGGACCUCUAAUUAGUGGGUUUGUACCAAAGAAUUAAUUUUUGGAGAGGCAAAAUUUGGACUUGAAUUUCCAUGGUCCAAGUCGUGAGCUAGAGGGAGUAUUGCUCUCCAAGGUCUUGAUUUUUCUCUCUCUCUAGUGUUGAAGUGGAAAUGAGAAAAGAUGACUUAAGGGUCAUCUUUUAAGUCCCCAAAAUAUCUCUAUUGCCUUUGGCCCACACAAUGUGUUGGACCAAUUAAAAUUGGCCACACAAUGUGUGGGACCUUUUUGUGGGCCACACGGCUACAAGGCCAUUUUUGGGCAAGAUUUUUAAAUUCCAAUUUUUCCUAAGUAUUCAUGCCAUCAAUUUCAUAUUCAACUUAUGUCUCAAAAUAAAAUCAAAGGUCGAAAGUCCCGACUUCAAAUCCCGGAAUAGUCUUGGCCUUGAAUUAUCAUAGUUAAUCCGGGUUGUCCCAAUGUAUAAAAAAUACGGGACGUAACAGUUACAACUAAGACACAACUAAGAUACAACUUGCAAGUACAAGUUGUAUUUAUCACUUGGAGUCAAAUGGUACAAUAUACACUUAGUUGUAUAAUCAUUAAUAAUACAUCCAAAUUAUAACUUGACAAAUGGUUUAUAACAAUUUUGGUUUUUUUGCAUUAUUAAUGCUCUCUGCCACAAUUUACCCACAUGGAACUUUGAUGGUGUUUGGCUUAUAUAAAGAUACCCCACUAUGAUAAUGCCAAACGUGGAAGAAUAUCAGAGGUGACGUGUCUUUCUUACUUUAAAUAUCUUCAAACAGUGAGUAAAUUAAGCUUUGUUAAGGCAAAAUACAUCAAAACACCCCUAAACUAUAUCCAAAAUGUCAAUAUCACACCUAAACUAUAUGAGCGACCUAUUACACACCUUAACAUCUUAAAAGUGAAUUAAAUUACCCCUCCAGAGACCCAAACUCAGGCACGUAUUUGUCCACAUUUUUUAGCGCGUUGGAGCUGUAAAAAGGGCCAUUAUAAUUUUAAAAAAAAUGAAAAAUCAAUUAAACAAUCCUAAUUAAUAAUCCUAACGGUUAAGUUCAAAUUUUCACCCACCCACAUUUACCCAUACCCGUCCUAAACAUUUAGAACCCUAACUCCCCUAAAUUGCUGAAGAACACGCCCAAAUCGGAGCUCAACCCCAGUUGUUUUUGAAUCAAAGGUAACUAAAUUCAACUUUAUUUAGCUUGUUCUACUAUAUAAGCUCAAGUAUUGUUGUAUUUCGCAGCUGUAAAAAUCGCUCGGAUUCACCUUUUUUUUUGUUGCGUUUGUAUAUAAUCUUUCAUUUCGUAUGGAGCACUGCUUAAUUUGUUUUUGUUUUCUCUUUUCUAGUAAAGAUUGUUAUACAAUGGCUAAAAUAGGCUUAAGUAAGUUUUGUAAGCAAGAGGAUGAUCAUGAGUUGAAGGAUGUGCGAUGCAAACAUGGAUUUCUUUUGCCAUUGUUGACUUCUUGGACCCCAAGGAACCCUAGUAGAAAAUAUUGGAGUUGUCCAUAUUAUGGUGGUGCUAGAUCAUGUGAUUUUUAUCUUUGGAAAGAUGCUGACAUUGAUCCAAGAUCCAAAUUUGUUAUUCCUAAAUUGGUGGAAAGAAUUGGUGAACUUAAAGCAUCAUUGGAGGCUUUUGGAAAAGAUGAUUACAAGUCUUCUCCGUCAACAAACUCCGUGGAAAGCAAAAUUGAUAUGAACAACAUAGAAAUUCAACUAGAAAAUUUUGGAGAAGACAUUAAGAAGAUGAAGGAAAAAGAUAAGAACUGGAAGAGAAAGUUGGCUAAGUCCAAGAAAAGGGAGAAAGUUCUUUUGAUUUCGUUAUUAUGUAUUUGUAUUGUAGUAGUAAGUUUUCUAUUUCAAAAAUCUUUUUUAGAGGUGUUUCAAUGAAGUUUCCCUAAGCUCUUGUUGUAGUUUGGCAUGUCGUUAGGGGUUAUUUUGUAGUAGUAAGUUUUGGUGCUUUUGGCAUAUUGUU